This is a messenger RNA of Fundulus heteroclitus (mummichog), 6661 nucleotides long. RefSeq names its product platelet-derived growth factor receptor, alpha polypeptide (gene pdgfra). Gene Ontology annotation, molecular function: ATP binding; platelet-derived growth factor binding; platelet-derived growth factor alpha-receptor activity. Gene Ontology annotation, cellular component: signaling receptor complex. Gene Ontology annotation, biological process: multicellular organism development; protein phosphorylation; positive regulation of kinase activity. NCBI's taxonomy places the organism in Eukaryota, Metazoa, Chordata, Actinopteri, Cyprinodontiformes, Fundulidae. The record is from RefSeq and is a predicted model, not a curated record. Bases 1 to 4371 code for a protein of 1456 amino acids. The transcript has 28 exons.
AUGGAUGGCGUGAAGACAAACCUGGUCUGGGGUGUUAUCUUUGUGCUGAUGGUUUCAGUUUCGCCUGGAUUAUUCUCACCAACCAUAUGGCCUGGGGAGGAUGACCUCAAACUGGAGCCCAACUCCCUCAUCAACAUCAGCUGCACAGGGGAAUCAGAAGUAGUUUGGGAAGAACCACUGCCUGAUGAUGCCAUAGUUAUUUCAGAUGGUUUCACCUCGACUCUCCUAAUUUACAACGCAUCCAUUAAGCACACUCGCUAUUACGACUGCAGACAUAAAAACAAGGAGGACCAGCUGAGCGAUAUACAGGGAAUCUAUAUCUUUGUCAAAGAUCCCGACCUUCUAUUUGUCCCAGAGGAACCAGAAAACCUGGUUGUUCCCUAUGAGCAAGAGGUGGUCAUCCCGUGCCGUGUGACAGAGCUGAACCAUGCCGUGGAGCUGUUCAGAGUCCCCGCCAGAGAGAAGCUCCACAGGUUAUACGACCCCAAGAUGGGCUUCAUGGGAGCGCUCUCUCCUGGCCAGUAUAUAUGCGAGGCCUCAUUUAAUGGCAAGACUUUUCUAAGUGACAUCUACACCGUAAAAAGUUCAGAACCCGAGGAGAACGACUUUGAGGUGGACGUCGUAGCAAGUGAAGAGAAGAUGAGAGUCGGGCAGCCCUUGAACAUCUCCUGCAUCAGACCCCUUGGGCAAUCAUAUCACCAGCAGUGGAUCUAUCUGAAAAAACAGGCUGUAAAUGCGAUUGAGACGAAGCAAAGUCUUCCCGACAGGGUCAUCCACACUCUUCAAAUUCCACAAGCCACCGCUCAGGACAGCGGCCGCUACGAGUGCUCGGUCACGCACGAGGCCAGUGGAAAGACCAGAGCGAGCAGCGUGGCUGUAACUGUGUUUGACGAAAACUCCUUUGUCACCCUGGACCAUAGAGGGAUUCUGCAGACAGAGUUUGUCAGCAUUUUACAGGAGACGCAGUUCACCAUUUAUAUUAAUGCAUACCCGGCGCCUAAAGUGUCAUGGAUGAAAGACGGCCAAGCGCUAUCGGAGAACUACUACAUUUCCACCAAAACUAGCCACAUAGGAGGAAAUCGGUAUCAGAGCACUGUGACAUUCCUGCAGCCUAUGGAGAAAGACAGUGGAACCUACACGAUCACAGCAAUAAGUGGCUCUCACACUGCUCACUUCUCAUUUCUCCUCCAAAUGACAGGUUUCGGACUUAAUACCAACCCAUCCUCCGUCCCCAUUCUGCUGCCAGACCAGGAUGAGAUGGUUGUCACUCUUCACACUCCUUUUACUCUGACAUGUCGUGGAGAUGCCAAACUGCUGUGGGAGACACCGUACCCCCUUGCGGAGCAGUCGCAGGAGGACCACAGUGGCCUUUUUGUCACCUCCAUCACUGUGGAUAAAGCGACAGUAAUGCACACUGGUUACUACACUUGCUACUAUAGUGGCAUCCUCAAUGAGGAAAAGUCAAGCAGCAUUUACAUCUAUGUACCAGAUCCAUCCACUCCCUACGUUCCAUCUUUUGAGAACCAUCUGCUGGCUGACACAAAUGAGAAUGAGAUUCCCUGUAGGGUGUCUGAUCCCGAGGCUAAAGUGACACUGGUGAAUGUUGACACGAACCAAACUGUACCCAGUGACUAUGACAGUAAAAGGGGUGCUUUGGGAAUAUUUCCUACCGGAACUUAUGUCUGCAAGGCCAUCAUAAAUGGAGAGGAGUACAUCAGUGAGCAAUACAUCGUCCAUGAUUCAAUAGAGAUCUUACAAGUUGAGCUGUCUGCCAAAAGAACUGCUCUGCUGGUUGGUGACACAAUAACUGUCAAAUGCCUUGCUCAAGGACCUUACCUAUUGGAAGACAACUGGAAAUACCCUGGCAAACCGGCUAAUCGAGGUACAAAAACUGUACUGGAAAAUACGAAAGAAAGAAAGAUCCUCUAUACCCUGACGAUCCCACAAGCCUCAACCAAAGACAGCGGCAUCUACUCAUGCUCCAUUACUGCGGUAGCAUCUAGAGACACCCAGACAAAGGAAAUAGCUAUUCAAGUGUUUGCGGGAGAGUUUUUGUCCAUCAAGCCAGAGUUUAAGGACCAUGAAUCUGCGGAACUGGAUGAGGUCCGGCAGUUCAGUGCUACAAUUUCUUCCUUUCCUGAUGCCCAUGUUACUUGGCUCAAGGAUGGCGUCCCACUCACUGAUCCAACCGCUGAGAUCAUCACUACUCUGGACCAAAUCAGUGAGACCAGCUACAUAAGUAAACUCACCCUGAUCCGGGUCAGGGAGGAGGACAGUGGGAACUAUACCAUGCGAGUGGAGAAUGGAAACCAAAGCCAUGAAGUCAGCUUAAACCUGGUGGUGAAAGUGCCUGCAGUCAUUUUGGACCUCAUGGACCUCCAUCACGGUUCAGCCACAGGACAGUCUGCAGUGUGCAUCACCAGGGGGCAGCCCACUCCUGUUGUGGAGUGGUUUGUAUGCAAAAACAUCAAACGAUGUACCAAUGACACGUCUUCUUGGGCACCUCUACCAACCAACUCCACAGAAAUCACAAUGGAAUCCCACUUUGAUGACGAGAGCAACCUGGAGAGCCAAGUCAUGUUUGGUCAUCUGGAAAGUACUCUGGCAGUGCGAUGCCUUGUCAAGAAUGAAAUCGGUGCUGAUAGCAGGGAGAUCAAAUUGGUAUCCAAUGGCCCUCACCCUGAGCUGACGGUAGCUGCUGCUGUGCUGGUGCUCCUGGUCAUUGUCAUCAUCUCACUCAUUGUCUUGGUUGUUAUCUGGAAGCAGAAGCCACGGUAUGAGAUCCGCUGGAGGGUGAUAGAGUCUGUGAGUCCAGACGGCCAUGAGUACAUCUAUGUGGAUCCCAUGCAGCUUCCCUACGACUCUAGAUGGGAGUUUCCCCGAGACAGACUUGUGCUUGGUCGGAUCCUGGGUUCUGGAGCUUUUGGGAAGGUGGUUGAGGGCACCGCCUAUGGACUCAGCCGCUCUCAGCCCGUUAUGAAGGUGGCAGUGAAAAUGCUGAAACCUACGGCUCGUUCCAGUGAGAAGCAGGCUCUGAUGUCUGAACUGAAGAUCAUGACUCACCUCGGACCCCAUCUCAACAUUGUAAACCUGCUGGGAGCAUGCACCAAGUCAGGCCCUAUCUACAUUAUCACUGAGUACUGCUUCCAUGGCGACCUGGUCAACUAUCUGCAUAAGAACAGAGAGAGCUUCCUCAGCCUGAGUCCAGAGAAAAACAAGAAGGAGCUGGACAUCUUUGGGAUCAACCCUGCAGACGAGAACAGCAGGAGUUAUGUGAUCCUGUCCUUUGAGAGUAAAGGCGACUACAUGGAUAUGAAGCAGGCGGACAGCACUCAGUAUGUACCCAUGCUGGAAAUGAGCACCACCUCCAAGUACUCUGACAUCCAGGGCUCUAACUACGACCACCCUCCGUCUCAGAAAGACUCGGGCGAAUCCGAUAUGGACAACCUGCUGUCAGAUGAUGUGAGUGAAGGCCUCACCACCACCGACCUGCUGAGCUUUACUUACCAGGUGGCCAAAGGAAUGGAGUUUCUCGCUUCCAAAAACUGCGUGCAUCGGGACCUCGCAGCCAGGAACGUCCUUCUCUCUCAGGGCAAAAUUGUUAAGAUCUGCGACUUUGGGCUGGCCAGAGACAUCAUGCAUGACAACAACUACGUCUCCAAAGGGAGCACCUUUUUGCCGGUGAAGUGGAUGGCACCAGAAAGCAUUUUUGACAACCUCUACACCAGUCUUAGUGAUGUUUGGUCAUACGGCAUUCUCCUCUGGGAGAUCUUCACCCUCGGAGGCACACCGUACCCUGGGAUGGUGGUGGACUCUAGCUUCUACAACAAGAUCAAGAGCGGAUACAGGAUGUCAAAACCUGAGCACGCUCCACAAGAUGUGUAUGAGAUGAUGAUGAAGUGCUGGAACAGUGAGCCAGAGAAGAGGCCGUCCUUCAUGGGCCUGAGUGAAACUAUGGCGUCUUUGCUGCCCUCGAGCUACAAGAGGCACUAUGAAAAGGUGAACCGCGAGUUUCUGAAGAGCGACCACCCGGCCGUUACCCGAGUAUGCAUGGAGUCUGACGCAGACUACGUCGACAUUCCAUACAAGAACCAGGGCAAGCUAAAGGACAGGGAAAGCGGCUUCGACGAGCAGCGGCUGAGCUCAGACAGCGGCUACAUUAUCCCACUCCCUGACCUGGACCCUACAUCUGAUGAUGAGUAUGGAAAGAGGAACAGACACGGCUCUCAAACAUCGGAGGAGAGCGCCAUCGAGACUGGCUCAAGCAGCUCCACUUAUGCGAAACGUGAGGGGGAGACGCUGGAGGACAUCACGCUGCUGGACGAGAUGUGUCUGGACUGUAGUGACCUGGUGGAGGACAGCUUUCUGUGACAGCUGCCCAGCCUCAGCAGGAAUGGCACAGGGCAGAGAGCAUGGGACACUAGAGUGAGACCUGUAAAUCAGCCAAAGACUCUGGCCAUGCCACUCCUUCUGCAAGGACAGAACAAAAACCACUUCCCAGUCUCGGUGAGUCCAAGACCAAGGUACGCCCUUCACGUCUCCCUGGACAAAGACCCUUUUUCGGGUCGGAGAUGUGGACGAGCAUUAAUGAAAACGAGACUGAAGGAAAGGAUUCCAAAAGGGAGCGAGCCUUUGUGUUGGACCUAUCCAGAUCAAACAGAUUCGAAAACACACCUUCAAUUUGAAAAGCUUUAUUGUGUCGGGCAUUCUUUUACCUGCAGUCUGCAUAAGCAAGAGAGAACAAGUCAAACACGUCGGUCAGAAACUCCACACGUCUCCUGCACCAUACCACUACAAAUGCACUAUUAUUACUAUAUGAUUCCAAUACCAGGAACUGUAUUACGAGGAAGUAGGACCUGUUAUAAUGGAAGCACCUGAUGCUGGCACAAUCAGUAGCAAUACUUUGACUCUAAGCACAACAUUUGGACUGAGUGCGUCUUUUUCUCUGUGACUAUAUAAUGUUCUCAAGUAGCUGAGUACGUGCAGUAGUUCAAAUUUAUUUUUUUACGUCAUCGAUAUAAGAACAUGUAUUAUUGUGAAACCAAUUGUUAGUAACAGAUCAUAGCUGUCUGAGUGGGUGUGAGAAGAGCUUCGGAGUUGCAUUAGUCUUCGUGUUGCGUCUCCAAUUUUACCCCAAACGAUUAAAGAUCCUCAGCUUUAUUCCAGACCUAGCUCAUAUUUGACAUGUGGGCCUUUUCCAUAUGAAGUAUGAUUGUAAUGUAAAUAGCUCCAGAGUUGUUUUAUAAGAGGGUUUACUAGGGUAAAACUCAAGUAUUAUAUGUGAGUACAAAAUAAGCUUCCGCAUCCGUAUCUACUCCUGGGACGACACUGCUUUUUAGAAAUACGUCUGUUACGGUGAAGGUCCAAAGAACAACAUGGGAACGUGAAAAUUUACUUUUUUUUGGAUUAGAACAAGGCAUGGGCCGGUUUGAGAUUCAUGGUAUGGGCCAGUUAGAAACAUUACGAAAUGGAUAAGAUGAUCUAAUUGGAUUUUUUUUAAAAACAGAAAGGCAACAACUCUUCAUACUGCCGCUAAAAAUGUUACAACAUAUUGGUAAUUUCAGUUAUGAUGAUUUAAUUUACCACAUGUAUAUGUGGUCAUUUUGAUACAUAGACAUUUGCAAAAAUAUGAUGCUAAAUUUUGUAAUAAUACAUAAGAGCUUGUUGCACAGAACAGCUGUUUUCGUUGUUCUUGCAUUUUGCUCUUUUUAGGCUAUGUUUAAAAAGAGUGAUGGAUGGAACUACUUUUUUUGAAAAAGCAUUUUUUAUUUAUUUAUUUUGUCUUUUUUUGUGAGUUGGAGAAAAUGUAUUAGCCUUUCUUCUGCUUGAUGACCGGCAGUGGGCAGCGGUGGGUUGGGUAGGAGCAGUGAAGCAUUAAUCAAUGCACCAUACGGCUGAGGGACAUUUUGAUCAAAUCAGUUGCUCCUACCAACUGGAAGGACUCUUUAAGUUGUAGGAAUUGUAUGAUGGGACGGUUUAGCCUUGAUAUGGGCAACCAGCCCAUGCCUUGUUUCAACAUGGCUAGGAAAAAAACAAAGUUUGUUUGUGUGGAUGGAGUGAAGUAUCAGUGGAAGACCUAGCACCUACAUCCGUGGGAGCUAUAAAAUAAAAUGGAUCAAAGUCAAAGGAGCAUCUGAACGACCGUAUAUAACGACCAAAGACCUUUCAUCAUGUUUCAUGUUGUGUUUCACUUGUCUCAUCAUUUAGAUCUCCAGCAGCUUCUGGCCAUAAUGGGGCAUUACUAUUGAAUUCAUUACUAUUUUCACGCGGAUGUACUGUGGUCCACCUGUAACGUAUUAAACCCAAGUGUUGCCCCACUGUCGUCUUCUCGCUUUAGCAGCAGUGCCCCCGCCUCCUCUUACUGACUGUGAUAUUAACUACAAUCAUUGUUGCACUUUGCUUUUUUUUUCUCCCAUUUGUCUUACGUGUUUGCAGAUGAAUAUCCGGGUGGAGCCUAAAAUACUGUAUUCUUCCUUGUCCUCAGAUGUAUAAAGCAGUGUGGAUGUGAGUGGUUAUGAGUGAUGUGUUGAUGAUGGUACUCUAUCUGUAGUCAAAGAUAAUCACACCCAAUACGAUGUUUUAGUACUAUGUUUCAUUAUUUGACAUCAUGUACAUUCAGAUGAUUUAUAUUUCAAUAAAUGAUUUAUAAUGUAAACAUUUA